GCAUUGAACUGAAUCUCUAGUCCCUGACACCAUGAGAUACUAUGGCAGCUACUACAGAGGCCUGGGAUAUGGCUGUGGAGGCUUUGGUGGUCUGGGCUAUGGCUGUGGCUGUGGAGGCUACAGAUAUGGCUCUGGCUAUGGAGGCUAUAGAUAUGGCUGCUGCCGCCCAUCAUGCCGUGAAGGAUAUGGAUUCUCUGGAUUCUACUAAAAAACUUGCUGAUUCUCAUACUCUAACUCCAAGAUCUUGCCCGUAUGCUUCAGCAAGGCGAACACUUUUCUCAAUGUAGAGAAAAUACCUACCAUUUUUUGGCUUCAUGCUCCAGAAGGAAC
Messenger RNA from Homo sapiens (human), 330 nucleotides. It is a transcript of the gene KRTAP19-6, whose product is annotated as keratin associated protein 19-6, transcript variant KRTAP19-6-V1. The coding region runs from base 32 to 208 and encodes 58 amino acids. NCBI's taxonomy places the organism in Eukaryota, Metazoa, Chordata, Mammalia, Primates, Hominidae. Gene Ontology annotation, cellular component: cytosol. The transcript has a single exon. The record is from RefSeq and is marked validated.